Acanthaster planci (crown-of-thorns starfish) is the source of this 3805-nucleotide messenger RNA. RefSeq names its product G-patch domain containing 2 (gene gpatch2). The record is from RefSeq and is a predicted model, not a curated record. Gene Ontology annotation, molecular function: nucleic acid binding. Lineage: Eukaryota; Metazoa; Echinodermata; Asteroidea; Valvatida; Acanthasteridae.
AUAUACAUGUAUACAAGGAGGUGGGCGCACGCGAAAUCAUGCUGUGAAAUUUUUCAAUUUCAGUGCUCCAGUAGCUCAAUUGUCUACACCCUGGAAUAUCAGAAAUGUCAUCCAGCCGCUUCACCUACAGUGGAUUGGUAAUACAUGUACAUCAAGCAGGACGGCAGCUUUCGCAUAAGACGAGGUCCAGAUAAUACAAGCAAAUUGAUGACGUGUUUUAACAUGGUAUGGAAAAAGCCCUUGCUGCUGCAAUAGAAACACGAUUAUCAACUUUUCGGCAACCAGAAAACGGCCCACAGACAUCCACCAUGAGCAGCCCCAAGUUCGUCAAGCGCCAGGCCCGCAAGCGACGGGGCCGGAAGCGCCGGAUGGACUCCAACCCGGCCUGGGAGCACAACGUCCGGUUCAGCGAGGGGUCGGACACCAGCCUGGACGAGGCCCAGAAGGACUACAUGGAGAACGUUGCCGCCCACCAGAGCGACUCAGCCUCGGAGGAUACCGUGAUGAUGCGGCGGCUCUCCUCGCUCAACGUCACUUCCUCCAGCAACCUGUACGGCGAGUCGGACUCCGUCACCGAGAGCCACGUCCUCCCCAAGCAGACCCUGCGGCGCAAGAAGCGGUUCAAGCGCAUGGUGGUGGACCCCACCCGUAUUCCGCCCGGUGGUUGCCCCCCAGCCAAAAUCAAGUUCUCCUGCGGCGCCGACUUCUUGCCAGAGUGUAGCCGGAAGAGACACAAGCUAAAGAGAUCCAGAAACAACCCAUCAGAUAAUGCGGAAAACGCGUCCCACAUCGACGGGGGGAAAUUUGGCUUUGACAUUCUCGGUUUCAAAUCCAAGAAACGGGGCUGCGCUGGUGGGAGUAAAAAUCGGUCGGUCUCUAAGCCGAGCAAAUCGGAUUCCAGUCCGCAGAGUCCCAGCCAAGUUGAUCUUGCCACAAACUCCGACAGCAGUGUCCACCAGAGGGUGUCCACCGAAAGCCCUGUGUCUCUGCCGGACACCUCAUCUGGGACUGGACGGAAGCUGUCAGGGAGCGAUGCAGCCAGCGAGAAAACGAUUGGACGCGAGAUGGAAUGCACAAGUAAUGAGAGUGAUGUCACCAUGGAUGCACUGCCCUCUAAAGACAGAAGCAGCUGUGAUUCCGAUGACAGUCUGACUAGCAGUGACGAGGGGGCAUUGUACACCAAUGAUGAGGGACGUGAGGGUGACGACGAGCAGAGCGAUUUCUUCCAGGAGCCUGACGCACUGAGCGGCAUCCCCGGUAUCAUUCCGUGGUGGGAGAAAAAGACUGCAUUACGCAUGAAGGAGGACGAGAGAUUCAGUAACAUUUUAAACGGCACGAUUCCUCUGCUGUCCAGAAGCGCCCAGAGAAAUUACCAGUCACGAUUGAGGAGUCUUCAGAACGGUGAGGAUGGCCAGCUCAGGGGCUGCAGACCAAGAAUCCACAAAACCAAGAGGCUGAAAAGAACUUCCUUGUCCUCCGUUAAUGAGAAGAUUGUAGGCUUCCUGAGAAAUCCCCACGAAAAAGAGUUGCUUUUUCAGCCCAUGAAGAAGAAGGAACGGACGCAGCUAGGCCAGCUAGCUUCCCUGUAUUCCUUGGAUAUGAGAACCGAAGGAGCCCGGUGUAAGAGAUCACCCGUCCUCGUCAAAACCAGAAAUUCUACCAUGGGGGAUCCCAACCUGGAGGAAGCCCUGGGCCUGGUGUCCCUGUCAGUGGACCGCAUCAGCCCAGGGAGAAAGUCUCUCUGCCCACAGUUCGUCGAUGCCAAGAGGAGGCGGAAAACCCCUCCCCCAACCAUCACAGAAGGUCAAGUUGGCAGAUCAGCUGGCCCGAUUCCACAGAGCAACCUCGGCUGUCAGAUGCUACAGAGUAUGGGCUGGGUCCCCGGCACUGGACUCGGCGCUGAUGGCGGGGGAAUCCAGGAACCCAUUAAGGCCUAUGUCCGACCCAAGAACAGAGGCCUGGGCUACUGGAAGCUGAGAUAGGCCUGUGAACUGAGACUGUCCGGUGUCCAAUCUCCCACCGAGCUGCUCCCAGUUUCAGCCUCCAGAGAGUAGCCAGGUUCUCUGUGUUGGGUUUGCCACAUUUGAAGAAGCCCCUGGAUCACCGACGCUUUUCUGGCGAUGCCAUCUCAGGACAGGGGGGUCUUCAAUUGCGAUGCAGCCCUGCAGGAUCAGUCUCUCCGAGCACGGACAGUUGAGGGCGCUCUCGACAUAUAGAACUGGGGAGACUGCGCUCACCGGAUAUUCGUUAUUACCUUGUCUGAUAGUUCGAAAUUGCUGCCUGCAAGCAAAGUGCUACCGCUAAGCUUUCAUCGUGAGAAGUGCUUAUUAUGCACAUAACAGUAUCGGCGACACCAUUUGUAACCAAGGUGUGAGACAACCGUGGUAUGGAGUUUCGGACCAUUUUUAAACUUCAUGCAUAAAAAAGAAAAUUCAAAUCGUAGAGUUAAACAGUAUUAGGGGGAUAGCUGACUGAUCUGCUGAAUUUUUUCAAAUGUCACUCUGUUGUGGCUGGUACAAAUGCGAUAGUGUCUUGAGGCGCGUAGUUUAGUGAAUGCUUUAAACCAGUCUGCCAUGGAGUUUCCUUUAUUCUGUGGCUGAGCGCGUCUUUUUAGUGCGCUACUUGCCGGCAUUUUCAGGAAUGUGCUGUUCCAUCGUGAGAUUAUUCAGCAAGGAGGCGUAACCAGAUCUCCAUCAGUGGAUGGUCGUCGUCACUGGGAAAAAAAGGCUCCUUCAUUGGGAACCGGAGAUCUCCCACUGUUUCUAUCUUCACAAUAAUCAAUGCCAAGAGCAGAGCAGAAUGGACAGUUGUGCCUGCUUGAAACAGCUCCGCUGAGGAGAGCACCUCGCCAAAUGUACCCAAGCUGUUCCCAUCAGCAUUGCCCAGGAACUGAGUGGUUGAUCCCCCUAGCGACAUGAACUUGACAGUAGCCCGUUGAGAACACCCAGCUAAGUUUUUUGGAACCCUCACCGUAAGCAUCUUUCUCCCUUUACAAGGGUCCUCAGUAUUGUCCCAGGAGAAAUUCAUAUCCUUUUUCAUAAAAAAAACCCAGAAAGCCACCAAAAAAAAGGUAUGUGCGAUGCUUUUUAUGCUCAUUUUAUUUUUUUUAAACUGCAUAUAUUUUUGAGAUGUACAUAUUUCAAAUGUUCAUUGUAAGUGAAUUUUAAGCUCCAUUAAUACGAGUCACUUAACGGCCAAGCACAGAGUAAGUGAUCAAUUGUACCAGGGCUAGGCUGCUGAAAAUAGUAUUUAUUUGUCUUUGUAAAUGUACAUGCUCGGAAAUCUUUGAAAUGGGUAGUCUUCCUUUGUCUUAGUCGGAAAUAUUAAAUAGUCGUCUACAUGAAUCAGAUGUGCGCCUCGUCGUAGUUAUAAACUUGGAGAGAAGAAAAAUGCUAAGUCUUGGCAAGAAGUACCUGUACAUAUGUAGAUUUAUAUCAAUUCAGAAAUGUGGUCCUCGGCCUAAGAAUCAAAUAAAAAAAAUUAGGCCACAUUUGGAUUUGUAGGCUAUGGCUGGAAAUGCAUGUACAUGUAUAUAUGUAUAUGGAAAGUGCACAAAGCCGUAGCCGCAGCAACAUAAUUCAGAUGCGGCCUACAGCCAAACACUUUCAGAUCGGUCGUAAUCCAGGGACUGAAGGUUUCUGGCAUCAGUACUUCUCAUGGGACGUGACAUCCAAUUUGUGUCCAUAAAGAAUGUGCCAGAGAGGUUUCAUACUUGAGCGACAUUGUGAUGGACUCAGGGCAGUGUUGUAGUCAAGACCACUUACAUGUAAGACCGUCACAAGACCAGCACAAGACCAACACAAGA